Molecule: messenger RNA, 2118 nt
Organism: Scylla paramamosain (green mud crab)
Lineage: Eukaryota; Metazoa; Arthropoda; Malacostraca; Decapoda; Portunidae
Product: ADP-ribose glycohydrolase OARD1-like
Exons: 6
Coding region: 130-669 (179 amino acids)
Biological process (GO): peptidyl-glutamate ADP-deribosylation
Source: RefSeq, a predicted model, not a curated record
CAGACUCGAACGCUCCUCUGCCGCUGGAGGAUGUAAACAAAUAGUCUGGACGGGCAUCGCACUUUCAGCAUUAUUUCUAGCUAAAAAAAAAUCGAAGCUGAUAGUUCAGGUCAUUUUGUGAAUGUGGACAUGGAGAAAUCCCCAGUUGCUCCAAAAAGAAAAAUGGGAGAAGAAAUAACGGAAAAUUUUGAUGGAAAUGGCAUUAUAAAAAAAUCUAAGGGGAAUCAUGUCCGUAGUGAAGGAUUUGCCAUCACUGAAGUGCGAGGUGAUCUCUUUACAUGUUCAGAUGACACCUCUUUAGCUCACUGCAUAUCACAAGAUGUACGGAUGGGCAAAGGUAUUGCAGCUCAUUUUAAGACAAAGUUUGGUGGUGUUCAGGAACUGGCUGAGCAGGGUAAGAAGCCUGGUGAUGUUGCCAUCCUUAAACGAGGCCAAAGACAUAUCUAUUAUUUAGUCACCAAGGAGAGGUACUGGCAUAAACCUACUUAUUUGAGUCUACGAUCAUCCUUAGAAGCAAUGAAAAAGCAUGCCCUGGAACAUGAUGUUGCUGCCAUUGCUAUGCCUCGCAUUGGAUGUGGCUUAGAUGGCUUAGUGUGGGAUCGUGUUCGAGAUAUCCUCACUGAUAUAUUUAAGGAUACAGAUAUAAAGAUUUCUGUUUAUUCUCUUUGAAGAGCACAUGCAUUAUUAUUACAUUUUUUAGGUAUUUCAUAAAACAGCUUGUGAAUGUAUGGUUUUGUAUUUGAUGUACAUGUCAGAUUUGUAUAUUCAGCUGUGGUAGGUAAGUAUAUUUUGAGAGCAAAUGAUGAUAUAAAUAUUUUAUAAGUAGCCAAGGCAUUUUUCUUGAUAGAAUUAUUACUCGAGUGCCAGAUCUAAAAUGUCAUCUAUUGUCAUUAUUUUUACUUAGUAAAUCUUCAUUAUUAUCAGAGAGGGAAAUAAUAUUGCCUAGCAUCUGCUGUGGUUUCCACUUCUGUGGCAGCUCUGUUGAUAAUUAAGGUGUUGUGGAACCAUAAAUUAUAUUCAGAUGCCAAAUGCACAAAACUAAAGAUAUGUGGCUUCCUUAUAAUGUGCAUGUAUCAUACACAUGUGUGCAAGCACACACACACACACACACACACACACACACACACACACACACACACACACACACACACACACACACACACACACACACACACACACACACACACACACAGAAGAAAUAAGCUUUUGAAUGACUAAUAUAGUAUCUAAUAUCCUAUAAGUAUGACAUAAAUACUAAUGCUAUAAUUUUUAUAUGGUGGAAUAUUCAUAUUGUAGAAUACAUGACACCAUAUUUUCAUGGUGAACUUUUUUUACUUUUUUUUUUUUUUAAGCAACUUGCAUUGUUGUGUUGAGCAAGAUGAAAAUUGACAUCUUGUACAAUAUGAGAUUAUGUACAUAGAAACCAUAUCCUAAUUUAUAAUAAUAGAAUAAUUGCUCUUUAAGCUAACAAUGGGGAACAAAUUACUUAGUUCACUAGAUAAUGCAGACCUGUGAAGUAGCUAUAUCCUAAUUGAGAAAAUAAUUACAUUAACCAACUAUUUACCUGAGUGAGGAUUAAGAGAUAAAGUUCCAUUUUUUGAAAAGUGUAUUGGAGUAUAUUUUCAAGUAUAUUAAACAGAUCAGACUAGGUUUAUGUACCAGACUCAUGUUUAUGUUCUAAUUUGUGUGAUGUGUGUAUCAGCAGAAGUAUCCAGUUUACUGUUUUGCUGACUGGAGUUAUAUUAGAUCAUUAUCAUCACCAUUAUUUACCACCUUAAGCCACUUCACAGAUCAGAAUUUUCUCACAAACAACGAAGUAAAAGCAUGUUGGUGGUCAAGACAUGUUACCAAAUUAUUAUACAGUGUGUUUGUUUCAACAUGAUGCUGUAUAUUCAUCAGUAAAUAAAUUAUAUCCUAAACAAGUGCAGACCUAGCAAGAAUCAAGAAUUCUUCGGGAAAUGUUGAACUAGAUGCUUCAGAACAUGAGAAAAACAUGAACAGGCUCAUAAUAAAAGGCAAUGUUGCUUACUUGUCUGCUAUGCUACUGGCUGCCACUAAAAACACUUUGUCUUACUUGAUAUGUUAUAGUGAUUGAAAUACAUGGUUUCCAUAUCAUUA